Molecule: messenger RNA, 1356 nt
Organism: Morone saxatilis (striped sea-bass)
Lineage: Eukaryota; Metazoa; Chordata; Actinopteri; Moronidae
Gene: ifi44g
Product: interferon induced protein 44g
Exons: 9
Coding region: 124-1221 (365 amino acids)
Source: RefSeq, a predicted model, not a curated record
CUUCCUCAGUCCGACAGUUUAAGUUUCACUUUCUUUUCCCCAGAAAGGGCAUCGCCUCUUGUUUUUAUUCCGCCUCUGUUCUUCAGCUGUUGUUCCUCGACCCAUCUACAUUCAACAGUUCUUAUGGAGGAAAGAAACAAAUAUACAUUCGGGCUCUCCAGCAGCAGCAGCAGCGGCGGCUUUUCCUUUGGUCAAGCUCUUGCCCAACCUGCUAUCAGCAGAACAGCGGGAACCAUAGAUGAUCUUGGGACAGGUACAACCGUCACUUCAACAGACACCAAACCUUGGUUUAAACAACCAGGGAGGGACUUAUCGAGAGUGUUCAGCAACAAGAAGGCGACGAGUAAAAGUGCAGCUCAACCGCAGUUGAAAUCUCACUGGAGAGAUGUGGAGUGGACAGAAGAACAAAAGACGAGCCUGAUGAAGACCGUCAGCUCCUACAAACCGAGCUGUGAAGAGGUGACUCAGGCUCGGAUUCUCCUCUUGGGCCCGGUCAGUUCUGGAAAGUCCAGCUUCAUCAGUUCAGUCCAGUCUGUGUUUAGUGGAAGAGUCACUAACCGGGCCAUGGUGGGCUCCUCCUCGACCAGCUUCACCAAGAAGCUGCAGUCAUUCAAAAUCCGUGAUCAGAAGGGAGAGGAUCCAAAUGGACUUGUGCUGUGUGAUGUGAUGGGCCUGGGGGAUGGAGAGAUGACUGGACUGACCCUCCAUGACGUCCUGUCUGUCAUUAAAGGUCACGUACCUGAGGGACACAAGUUUAGCCCAGAUCAGCCAGUGAGGUCUGAGACUGUGGGCUAUGUGAAGAGGCCAAGCCUCAAAGACAAGAUCCACUGUGUGGCCUUUGUGUUGAACGCCUCUAAAGUCCUGACCUACCCCAAAGGCCUCAGCACCACUUUCCAGCAGCUCAGAGAGCACAUCAGUGACCUGGGUGUUCACCAGGUGGCUCUGCUGACCCACAUAGACCAAAUCUGUAAAGACACGGCCAAAGAUGUCUCCCAGGUUUACAAGAGCCUCCUCAUUCGGGAAACGAUGAAUAAAGCUGGAGCUCUGUUGGGUAUGUCCACCUCCUACAUCGUCCCAGUGAAGAACUACUCAUCAGAGCUGGACCUGGAUGUGAACACUGAUGUGCUUCUGCUCAGUGCUGUCGACCACAUCCUGCAGUAUGCUGACCUGUAUUUCCAGGACAGUACACCUCAACACACAGGGCUUAAGCUAGAUUUGUAAAUAAUCAUUUAUGAUACAAUGUCAACAGUUGAAGAGCAACUUCAAUUUUAAACCCUCUGUGGGAAGGGAAAAUGUCAGUGUGGCAAUAUCAAAGCUAUAAUCACGUAAUAAAAUUCUCAUGGAAAAAAACUAUAA